Molecule: messenger RNA, 1530 nt
Organism: Kockovaella imperatae
Lineage: Eukaryota; Fungi; Basidiomycota; Tremellomycetes; Tremellales; Cuniculitremaceae
Product: autophagy-related protein 22-like protein
Exons: 5
Coding region: 113-1465 (450 amino acids)
Source: RefSeq, a predicted model, not a curated record
CCUCCAGGGAUCUUGCUAAUCCAUAGGUAUCGGUAUUACUGGAACCGGUAUCGGAAACUUCGGGUCGGCCCAACAGCAACAGCUCUUGGAGGCAUACUUUCCUUCACUCACAAUGCACUGGGGUGGGAAAGAGACAUCGACAACUUCGUACAUUCUCGACCUGAACGGAAUCACCUUUGCGGUACAGCUUUGUAUCUUGCUUAUCAUCGGACCUUACGCCGACUAUGGUACUUGGAGACCGUACAUCCUGAUGUUCAUCAACUCGCUUGGUAUCAUUGUCGAAGUUAUUGAGGCCCUACUCGACAAACCCAGGCUAUGGCAGGCCAACUCAGCCAUGUACGUGUUGGGAACAGUCUGCUUCAAUUGCUGUGUGGCGUUCUUCAACGGUGCUUUCCCGGGUAUCGUCCGUGACCUGCCUGAGAUGAUCGAGUCGGAACAACAAGUCUUGCUUGGACAGAAAACUGCCGAGGAACACGACCAAGCCAUCAUGAUGGAACGUUCUCGCAUCAACAACCGUCUUCAAGCCUGCUCUUCGCUCGGUGUUGCGAUCUGCAUCGGCAUUGGCAUUGGUAUCUCCCAAGGCAUUGGCAGUGCGACCCCCCAGAAGCAGUACGAGCAGUACGCCGCCAUCAUUGGAUUCUUCGCCGCCAUCUGGUUGCUCGUCAGUAUCCCGUACUUUGUGUGCCAGAAAUUCCGACCGGGACAGAAGCUUCCCGAUGGCACCAAAUGGUAUCUUGCCGGACCGACUCAGGUGUGGCAGGCGGCCAAGACCAUCCGAUACCUCAAGCACACCUUCUUCUGGAUCUUUGGCUAUUUCUUGAUCGUCGAUUGCUAUUCUACGACUGGCUCGAUCGUCAACAUUUUACAGAACAACGCCAUUUCUUUCUCCGCUCUCGAAUACUCUGGUCUCUUCUUGGUCGUCUACGGCACUUCCUUCAUCGGUUACGUGGCAAUGGACUUCAUCCAGCGCAGGUUCGGCAUUCCUCCCAAGUACAUGUUCCUGUGGACCUCUGUAUGGAUCGUUUUCAUGUGUCUCUGGGGUGUCAUUGGUAUCUGGACCACCAAGAUUGGUUUCCACAACGAAUGGGAGUUCUGGUUCUACCAAGGUUUCCUUGGUCUCAUGACACCCGGUCUUUUCUCUUACGCUCCUGUCAUCCUUGCCGAGGUUGCUCCCGCUCCCAAAGUGUACCUGUUCUUCGCAUUGAUGAAUUCUGUAUCCCAGACUUCCACCUUCAUCGGGCCCUUCAUCUGCGGUGCAAUCAUUAACCGAGCCAACGGUAACACCAAUUACGCGUUCUGGUUCACUUUCCUUACUGGACUCAUCGGUAUCGCUUGCGUUGCUCUACUCAGUGUUCCCAAGGCAAAGAGGGACUGUCUUAUUUACCUCGAGAAGGAGAGUGAGGAUCUGUAUCACGGAAGGCAUGACGAGAAUGCGCAGGAGGACAACGUUGUAACUGAAGCUUGAAGUGGCUGCAGGCAGUUAGUCGGGCUUCACCCUUGCGAAUGGCGAUAUCAGUAGUAUGCAUCAGG